Messenger RNA from Miscanthus lutarioriparius, 837 nucleotides. The record is from the annotation of a GenBank genome assembly. NCBI's taxonomy places the organism in Eukaryota, Viridiplantae, Streptophyta, Magnoliopsida, Poales, Poaceae.
AUGACUAGCUCGACUACGAGGGUGGCCAGCAGGUCGUGCGGCCGCGGCAGCGGCAGCGACGAUGAGCCGGCGGUGCGCAAGGGGCCGUGGACGCUGGAGGAGGACCUCACCCUCGUCAGCUACAUCUCCCAGCACGGGGAGGGCUCCUGGGACAACCUCGCGCGCGCAGCUGGCCUGAACCGGAACGGCAAGAGCUGCAGGCUGCGGUGGCUCAACUACCUUCGGCCGGGGGUGCGGCGCGGCAGCAUCACGGCGGGGGAGGACACGGUGAUCCGGGAGCUCCACGCGAGGUGGGGGAACAAGUGGUCCAAGAUCUCCAAGCACCUCCCCGGCAGGACCGACAACGAGAUCAAGAACUACUGGAGGACCAGGAUCCAGAAGAAGAAGCCGCAGGCAGCCAAGCCGACGACGUCGACGCAGCAGCAGGAGCCGUCGACGACCGUCAGCUCCGGCACCAGCUCCGGCGCCGCCGGGGACUACUACUGGUGCACCAAGCCCGACUCCGAUCUUCAGCAACAGCAAGCGUACUACUGCCAGAAAGCCGCCAUGGCGGCAGCUGCGACGACGAACGCGGUCGUCGUCAGCAGCGAGGGCGCGACGUCGCCGGCGGCGCUGACGAGCCAGGACAGCUCCACGGCGGCCGGAGACUGGUACACGUAUCAGCAGACCACCUACCCCUACUGCUCCGAGCUGAGCUUGGUCGCCGGCAGCCACGGUGAAGCGGCCGGUCUGGACGCUCUGACGAUGCAGUUCUUGUCGUCGCACUUCACUGCCAGCUUUUGGACCAAUGGUGUGGACGAUUUCUGGGAGACCAAACCGAUUACGGAUGCAUUCUGA